This is a messenger RNA of Cinara cedri, 565 nucleotides long. NCBI's taxonomy places the organism in Eukaryota, Metazoa, Arthropoda, Insecta, Hemiptera, Aphididae. The record is from the annotation of a GenBank genome assembly.
AUGUGUGGCGGCGCAGAGGGAUCUUCUAGUUUUCAACCCAUCAGCGCCGCAACUUCGUUCCGUAAACGACCGCCUAGAAACGAAAAUUCAUUUUUCUGCAGGUACCGUUUGUCGUUUUUGCGUAACGCGUAUAUUAUACGUUACAAGCGUUGAAUGAUUUUCAUACUCGGUAAAAACUUUAUCGCUAUAACAUUCAAGGAAAAUCUAUCCGGAUAAAUGUCCGAUAAAAAGAUUUAGACCUAUGAAAAUAGAAACUAUGGGUUACGUGAUACACGAUUCCCUGGUGGUGCAAACAAUUGAACUCGCAUCGUCACAUUCCAAAUGUGAAUUCGCACCACCGCUGAUUUACGCCGCCGAUUUCGACGACGGCGUGACGUCUCGUCCGUCCGACUCGUUUCGCGAUAUUCCGGCCCGGUCCGCGGGGCGAUUUUCGGUAUCGCGUAAUUCACAACUGUCACGAAUUGUCGUCGUGCGCACGGCACUGCACAGCGACUAUCGAAUUACAUCGCGAAAGCCGCUGUCAAACUUGCCCGCGCGUCGAUGUAUACUAUCGCAAGAGCUAUAG